AAUAUAUGCGAGUCGUGAUACACAUGACGACACGCACAAGCACAAGAAUGCCGUAGGAAUCCUCCGCGCUUAAACCCUCCCUUUCACAUUAAGGCUGACCUCAGAGGACACGUGGGAUUCAUUACAGGUCAAGUAUAUCGGAUAAGCCUAGUUGGCAAAAUUCCAGUCCCUCCAAGCAAUUUUACUCGUCACACCACUAUCUCUGCCUCUCGAUCUUUUCUGUGAUGUCUUGGAGAAAGAUAAUAUGAACAAAAUUUGACGAGUCCGGUAAUCGAAGGGCAAUUGAACGGGCAGUUAUUUUCUUCAAUUUGAAUCUUCCCCAAACAUGGCAGCCGCCCUGGCAUCAGUUUCUUUUAGCGGAUUUGCAAAAUUAACAGAAAGGUCGGCCUCUAGAACAUUAGUACCUAGUAGUAAUGCUAUUUUCAGCAGCAGCGGCAGCAUUAGAUGGCGAACGGUCGGUGGAGUCGAUCAGAUUGGUGGUGUUUCCCGGUCAUUUGGUCGUCCUUCAGUCUCUGUAAUUCGUUGUUCUGUGUCCAUGGCGGCAGAUAUACCUACGGUUGCAGAAACAAAGCUGGAUUUCAUAAAAGCAUACAAGCGGCCUAUUCCAAACAUAUACAGUAAUGUUAUACAGGAGCUAAUAGUACAACAGCAUUUAAUGCGAUACAAGGCGACAUAUCGAUAUGAUCCAGUAUUUGCCCUUGGCUUUGUCACUGUAUAUGACCAACUUAUGGAUGGAUACCCAAGUGACGAGGAUCGUGAAGCAAUCUUCAGAGCAUACAUAAAUGCAUUGAAGGAGGAUCCUGAACAGUACAGGAAUGACGCUAAAAAGAUGGAAGAAUGGGCCAGUUCACAAAAUGCAAGUUCUAUUGUUGAAUUUCUGUCUAGAGAUGGAGAAGUUGAGGGGAUAUUGAAGGAUAUUGCUGAACGGGCAAAGGAAAAGAAAUUUUUUAGUUAUAGUCGUUUCUUUGCAAUUGGAUUGUUCCGUCUACUUGAACAGGCAAAUGCAACUGAACCUGCUGUCUUAGAUAAGCUAUGUCAAGUCUUGAAUAUAAGCAAGCCCAGCGUGGACAGAGACCUUGAUAUUUACCGCAAUAUUCUUUCGAAAUUGGUUCAGUCAAAGGAGCUCUUGAAGGAGUAUGUUGAAAGAGAAAAGAAAAAGAGAGCGGAAAGAGAAACGAGCCAAAAAACUAGCGAGGCUGUUGCAAAAAUAGAGAGCAUGUUCUUGUAAUAUCUGUUCUAAUGAACCUCAUUGUUCUUAGCUAUUUGGUUUUGUCUCUAUGGAGUAUUUCAUCUGCCUUGACCACCUUCAAUCAAAGAUUCCGACCUUUUUUGUUGAGAUAUGAUGGAUUCUACAUCUCCGCAUAUAUAUACUAUUCAGGGUCCUCUAGGUUACUAUCUCUCCAAGUAACCUAGUAAAAUCUAGCUUCAUUAAUAGAUAAAUCUUAUGCUUCAUAGAAUUUAGUUUACUUUAAGCUAUUUCUAGGAUAUAACAUGUUCUCUAGCAUGGUUUAAUCUCCUGCACUUGAAAAUGGAAUAAGUCUCCACCUAAUUAAAAUUUUAAAUCAGUGUUAAUUGCCAAGUUACACCGAUUUAUGUUUUACAUUUUAUAAUUAUAUUUAACAAAUGUUUGAAAAUUCUUUUUAGUAUUC
Messenger RNA from Cryptomeria japonica (Japanese cedar), 1649 nucleotides. RefSeq names its product protein THYLAKOID FORMATION1, chloroplastic. Lineage: Eukaryota; Viridiplantae; Streptophyta; Pinopsida; Cupressales; Cupressaceae. Gene Ontology annotation, biological process: protein import into chloroplast thylakoid membrane; thylakoid membrane organization; photosynthesis. The record is from RefSeq and is a predicted model, not a curated record. Gene Ontology annotation, cellular component: chloroplast thylakoid. The transcript is spliced from 5 exons. Bases 326 to 1228 code for a protein of 300 amino acids.